Molecule: messenger RNA, 8534 nt
Organism: Hyalella azteca
Lineage: Eukaryota; Metazoa; Arthropoda; Malacostraca; Amphipoda; Hyalellidae
Exons: 4
Coding region: 243-7814 (2523 amino acids)
Biological process (GO): regulation of transcription by RNA polymerase II
Cellular component (GO): nucleus
Molecular function (GO): RNA polymerase II transcription regulatory region sequence-specific DNA binding; DNA-binding transcription factor activity, RNA polymerase II-specific
Source: RefSeq, a predicted model, not a curated record
UUCAUGCGCCUUGUUCUCUGUCCACUGAUGCAUCGUCUGCAGCUCACGCUGCUGAACCAAGUGUUGGAGAGGAAUCAAGUUCUGACUCUGAUACAGGGCAAAAUCCACAUGGCGUUUCCAAAGAACAACCUUCAUUUCCAACAAUCUCCUUGUAUGAAAGUGGCAGGUUAUUAACUUUACGUCAUGAAGAAGGAAGGAAAGUUCUAAAUAUCAAGGUAGUCGGAAAUUUAGAGAAAAAAGGCAUGAAUUCACAUAACAUCCGCAAGCCUGGUUCGUUCUAUAUUCCUAAUCACCGACGGACCAGUGUCAGCAAGAGCCCCCUGGAACAAGACGGUAAAGACGUUUCCACGUGCAGCAAUUUAGCCUUAGCAGGAUGGACCGAUUCACCACGUCAUGACGGAGUCUCUACUAAAAAGCCUUCUGAUAAAGUUAACGUCUUUUCCGGUAAAGAACAGGGUGAUGAAGCUAAGGUGGUAAAUAUCACUGAAUCUCUUAGCACUGUGAAAAUUGUCAAAGAACUUUCAGAACCAAGCGAGGGAUCACAACGCAUUAUUAACACUUCGUCAGAUGAAAAUGAGCGCAUAAGCGAGUUUUUUCAGUGCGCUAGCUCAGGGAACAAGACGGAAUUAUCCGCAUUGCAUUUACGUGGACUGAACGACUUGGCAGUGCCCCUUGUGAAGAAGGAGAAGACAAGUUUUGCUGGUGGAAGUGAUGAUGCUGCUUCACUUGAGGACUCGACCGAAACAAUUCCUUUGGAGCGUCGUCGUGCAUCAGCAACAUCUGAAAUGAUAUCAGAUUUGAGCAGAGGAUCUUCCCUCGACUCUUUAGUUGAUUUUCCGAGUUCGCCAUUGAUUAAACUUCCCGCUGAUGAUGGUCCUUGUAAAACUGGGACGAAGAACCUUUCAUUUCAUGAUGAUUUUAGAUUGGAAUUGUGCCUUUCCGAUAUUUCUGACGAUGAGUUUAGUGAUGGAGAUUUCAGCAAGGAACAAAGGCACUGUGGUUUAGAAUCACCACCAAGUUUUAAAAAAUCUGCCCGGAAAUUAUCCGCAACAAAACGAAAAGACUCCUUGGUGAAUAAUUUGUCUUCGCGCAGUGUGGAAAAAGCCUCUCCAGUUUGUCAAAUAUUACCCAUAAAAGAGUCGACUAUCGAGAUGGUGCCGAGAAUAGGGAAAGGCUUUACAGAUCUUCAUGUAGAUGGUGAAAAACCUGCUCUAAAUCCCAAUAAUUUGUUGCAGCUACAGCUCAUUUUGCACGCAGAAAGAAGUGAUAGCAUGGUUAAAGAUGAAAGAAAUAUAUUGUCUGUUGCUGGAAACACGGAGAAAGAAGAUGAGUUCACCGGUGCUGGCACAGCUUUGUCGCCUGUACUAAACCAAGAAGGCCCUACAAGCCUGGACGCUAGACAAUCGCGUGCCAUUCGUGAGCCUAGUCGUCUGGACAGUACGGACGUUCUUAUUUCUCCUCAUGAAAAAUUGUUAUUCAGAGGUGCUAAAUAUGUAUCGUCAUCGAUAGAUAACAUUGACACAGUGCAAGGUAACGUUCCUAUCAAGCUUAGUAUUUCUGAAGUAAACUCUGGAAGCAAAACAGAAGAGAAAUUUUUGAGUAUGUACUCAAAUGGAAAACUAAACUAUCGGGAAAUAAAAUCUCCUUCAUGCAAAGGCGAAGCAAUGCAAGAAGUGAUGUUCGGUGAAGUUUCCUCUACGGUUGAAAUAAUUCCUGAGAACGUGAAGGAGGCUAAUGGUUCAGAGGAAGUGGGAUUUGUCUCAUGCGACUUGGAAAACAACCAGCACGUGAAAUCGAAUGACGGUGAUAAAGUAUCCGAGAAUGUCGAAUCUCCCGUAGAUUUAAUGUCGGGCAUAAUUCAAACACUCGUUGAUUUCUCAUCUGAAAUUGGUCAAGAUGCUGAUAUGGAAGUUAAGUCUGAUAGUGAAUCGUCCUUUUCAGAUUCUUUCAGUGAAAAAUUGACUGCGAGUGCCCGCGAGCUGACUUCUGUGUCGGCAUUAGAAAUAGACUCCAGUCGAAAAGUCCUAGUCAAUGUUGAACAGAAUGACGCUGGUAAGAAACUAAGCUUGCAUCAGGACACGUGCGUAGCUGAAGAAAACAAGAACGAGCCCCAAAGUUCAGAACUUUCAGUAGAAAGUUUUUCGACAAGAGCAGGAAACGAGGAACUUCAUCGAGAUCGUUUGCUCGCCCUCUUGGGCGGACCAGACGUGGUGCUUGCGUCCGAUGUGGCUACGGAGGAUAGGAACUCUGGCUCUGGAAGUGAGAGUGCUGCAAGUAAGAACUUAGAAUUAGCCAGUGUGGACACCCUUGUCAAAGUAAUGCACGGGAAGGAGACUGAAAAACAUUCAAUUGGAGGUGAUGCAACGUGUCGCAAAACACAGGAUUGCUUCAAUGGAAAACAAAUCGUUAUCGGCAGUCAAUCUGCGCUGGAAUUGGCAGAUCAGCCGAAUGAAGGGAAAUGUCGAGAGCAGAAUAGUUCAAGAAUAAACAAAAACGUGAAUAACAGUCAAGAAAAAUGUGUUACGGAACAUGCAGGCAGAUGCAACAAUAAUGCGAAAAAAGAUGAUGACAGUCACGACGUGAACGCAACAGAAAAUGAGGCCAAUUUGGAGAAGAAUGUGACGAACGGUGAACACAGUCAGAUCAAGACCGCAACAAAAGGUGCAGACAGUCGGGACAAGAAUGAGACAAACCAUGUUGAUGGCCGGGACAAAAAUGCAACAAAAAAUGAUGCCAGUCGGGAAGGGGACCAAAAUACAUCGAGAGACGCUACCAGUCGAGACAAGAAUACAACAAAAUAUGCUGACAGAUGGGACAAGAAUGCAACAAACGAUGCGAACAACAGCCGAGAUAAGAGUGACACCAAAGAUACUGGCAGUCGUGACAAGAUUGCAACAUAUGUUAAUGGUAGGGACAAGAAUUUCGCAAAAGAUGCACGCAGUCAACUUGAGAAUGCUGCGAAAGAUGCUGACAGUCAGGUUAAGAAUGCAACGAUAGGUUCUGAUAAGCGGGAUGACGAUGCAACUGUGAGUUCUGACAGCCGAGACAAGAAUGCCACAAAAGAAUCUGGCAGCCGAGACAAGAAUGCCACAAGAGAUUCUAACAGUCGAGAAAAGAACGCCACAAAAGAUUCUGACAAUCGAGAGAAGAAUGCAACAAGAGAUGCAGACGACAGACAUAGAGCCCGAAGUGAUGAUUGCGGCAGGAAGAGCAGAGACAGAAAUGACAGUCAAAAUAAACGAAGCGAUGAGCGUCGUCGCAGUGAAAGUAAAGGCAAAGAAAUCAUUCCUGGUAAAAACAAAGUUGAUGAAACUCGUAGAAGUAAAAGCAGAAGCAAAGAAGAUUGCCGAACUGAAAACGAGCGAGAAACCCGUAGGAGUGCAAGCAAAGGGGCAGAAGGUCGCUUUGAUGAUGGCACGAGACAAAAAGAUCUGAACGAAUAUCAGUCAAAAUGUCAUCGUAGAGACAAUGAGGAAGCCCUCCGAAGUAAAAGCUUGGAUAAAGAUUACUGUGGCCAUGGGAACCAAACUAAGGGAGAGCGUCGACACAAAAGCAGUGAAAGAGAGGAUCGGCUUUCUGGAAAACAUCGUAAUGUCCGGGAAAAGAUGAAUCCUCAUGGCGAAGAUCACCGACGCCAAAGUAAGGGCAGCGAAGACAGCAAAAGUGAUCAUAAAAGUCAAGAUGACCAUCAUAGUUCCAGAGAGUGUGUUGAUAAGCGCCAAAGCAAAAAUUUCUAUCAAAAUAUUCAUCGGAAUAAAAAGCGGAAACGGGAAGAUCGUCGACGCUUCUGUGAUGUCUGGAAGAAAUACUUUUCAAAAAAGACUCAAAGCAAAAUAGACCGUAAAAAAUAUCACUCAGACGAGAGCCACAGCAAAACUGACGGCUCCGUGAAGAAGACCAACCGAAUGGAAAAGCCUGAAAGCUUGAAGAAUGGGAGUGGAUUUUCAUCUCAGGAAAAUGAAGGUAAUAAUGAAGAAAAUGUUAGCAAUACAACACACGCCAUAAACACUGAGAAGAAGAAAAAUGAACAAAAAAUCGAAGAAAACUUUUUACGGCAGGAGAAAGUUAUCAGUCUUCACAAAGAUAAUUCCUGUGCUGAGACCAGCCUCUUCAGUUCCAAGGAAAACGACAAACAAGGUGACAGAGAACAGGGUAAUGCAAAUAACAGAGUGAAAAAUACUGGACAAACUAACUGUGAAAAACUUUGUGUGAACACCCACCAGAACGGUCCGUCUCUUAUUACCACUAACCCGUUCGGUAAACUCGGCUCCUAUGCUAGCGAUAAUAAUGUCAAGCCAACUACUAAGGUUCCUGGAGCUGGGAAAGUAAUUGCUGCGACGUGUUCCACAGUUUCUAACGAGGACCAGAAAAGUCAUGAUAGCCAUAUUAGUGCCACCUCCUGCCUUGAAAUUACACCAGAGGAGAGAACAGAUUUUUCUAAGCUAAUUCGUAACGGUGUUAGCAUUUCAAAAGCUGUUCCUGCUCCUAAAGUUGGAUCAAUUCAAGAAAACCGUAAUAUAAAGAAAAGAAAAUAUGAUGAAUCAAUGCGUGCUUCUUCAAGUGACUCUUUGCCUACUACUGUUGGCCAGAAGUAUCUCAGAGUAUCUUCGGGUAUUGAAACCAACAAUGAUAUGGUAAAAACAACCUGCGACAUCUCUGAAGCAGUUACGAGUGAAGCAAAUAGGUCUGUAGAAAGCAAAGUUCAAAAUCGAGUGACGAAAGCGGAAUUGGUUGGCAGUGUAGGAAGUAACUACCAGAACGGGAAUGGCGGCGAGCCCAAAAAACAUUCUUUGGGCGGCCAAAACUCUAUGGCUUCGACAUCUGAUGCUUCGAAUGAUUCAGAUAUAUUUCUCCCUUGCAUCAACUCUGCUGAAAAUAUCCCUGGUCAGGAAAGUUCAGUGUCAGAUUGUGAAUUUAACGAUUCGCUUGCAUCUCACUCAGGAAAAGUUUCGGUCAUGGUCGAAAAGUUAGACUUACGUGUCAUGGGAGGUAUGACGACCAUUGAUUUAGGAUCGAUUGAUGUCUCUCCGCAAAAGGUUGGCUUAUCUGCGGAGAAAAUGCCGUCUGCGAUUGAUGGAACUCGCAAAAAGGAUCAUGGAUACGAUCCCUGUCGAAUAUUAUUCACGCCUCUCAAAAGUAGGAAUGAUUUUUCAGUGGAUCGAUCAACUAGUAAAUGCGAGACUGCGUCAUUGUUCAGUGUUGGUAGUCCGGGCAAGAAUAAUUCGACGAUAACAGGAGCCUCGGAUGAAACUUCUGAACAAUACCGUAAACGACGUUUAUCUGAAUCAGUCAGUGGUUCAGGCCAAGGUAGUUCUGUGAAGAAACGUCGACUUGAUGAUACCCCCAACAUGACUGUUAGUGAGUACGUCAACAAACAUUGGCGCGGGCUGCUUGCGUCCCGCACCAAGAAUGUUCGACAAAACUUGACUCGACGGAACCGCCUCUUGCCUGUAGACGUGAACCUAACUUUGCUACCCUCAUAUCCGUAUGGAAGCGCGCGAAAGGGCUCCUUCAAAAUUCAAAAGCUCUGGAAAAAUACUUAUGGCUUUUUGACGCAUGCAGGAACUUCUUCAUACAGAAUGAAAGAAAUUAAUUACGCCGCUAAGAAAUUCCUUCCCAUGCAAUUGAAACGCUUGUCUCGUCCUCCGAAAUCAUCUGCGUCUUCGCGAGCUCUUGGGAAGAGGAACAAAGCCAGAAAGAAUGCGAAGAAUUCUUGUCCUUCUGGAAACGUGGGUUACGACAUUUGGAAGAAGGCUGUGCAAGAAGAAUAUAAUCUUAGGAGAGUAUUGAGAACUCCAACUCGCUCCAAGGAAGUGGAAGACACCUCAGAAAGUGUGUCUUCUGCUAACUCUAAGCCGUUAAGAUCUAUUGUUGCGAAGAAGGAAAAACUACGAAGUCUAAUUACUGACAGUAUCGAACGUGUUCUUUCACGAGUGAGAACAGACAUUGACACUGAAAAUGCUGAAACUUCGGUACCGAAUAAGAAAGUCACGCUCGAUAAGACGUCGAAAAGUUCUUCAACUGAGGAUACGAACGACCAAAGUAGUGAGGUGAAUUCGGACAACCAAGUAUCUCAAACAAUUAUCCCGAAAAUUUCUGAAGAUGAACCCGAAGACGAGAGCGAUCUCACUUUAGUUGAUGAUCUACUGAGUCAAGAAGAAUGGGAUUGUAUCUCGAUGACGCUACGUGAAGAAGAUGAUUACACGGAUGAUACUCAGUGCGAUGAAGAGGCGACUGAGCCGAACCAAGGCAAUUAUUCGAACCUCUCUGCCAGAGAUGAAGGUUCUUCUUCAGAUGCAUGGCUUUCAAUCCCCUCUUCUACCACGAUCAAACGUGCGGGAGGAGAGAAUGUCUCGAAUCGAGAUUUAGCCCAAAGCAAUGAUUCCAGAUAUAGUUUAGGAAAUAGAAACACAGUUGAUGUAACUACACAUGGCCAGAGCGGCGAUGCUCAGAAUUAUUUGUCUGCUGAUAGCACCAGAGCACUUCAGAAACGCAAUGUGUUAUCAAUGAGUCCUGCAAGAAGUACGUCAUCCGUGCGGCCUGAAAGUGGAAAAACAGAGGAAAGAAAGAGUUCAAUUUCAUUCACUUCUCCUGUGCGCAAUGCACCACUACACAUAAACAUUGCUGAUAAAACUGAUCUUGAAAACAUUGCUACGCGUCCUCUGUCAACUAAUUCUAGUACUUCGCAAAUUUUGGACAGAAGAGACUAUCAAGUCAGAGUUGAUGAUGGUGUAAUAGGCUCUACUGUUGAACCUCGAUUGUCCUCUUCGCAUGCUAGGGACGAAAGUCAAUCAAACAAGAGUUAUCCCACGAAAGCAGUGCAUGUUAAUGAACUUCAUCGUCGCCACGAGCCAGCCGCCGAUGUAACUUCCCUACAACUUCGAGAAAACCCGCACAAGUUUCUGGCCGAUACUCGGCCCAAAGGUACAUUUUCUUCCACAAGUUCAAGUCCAGAGAGUCGGUGCUCGACCACCUCAUCAAAAUCUGUACCGACAGUUGCAACGACUUCACAUUCGGCUCAUUUAGCUGAAGCUUCGACGGCAGCCUUUACCCGUCGUUCGGAGGUCGAGAGACUAGUUCAACCUCAGCCUUCGCCUAGGACGGCUUCAGCAGCACCAGUGGCGAUUGCCGCAACUGAUGCUGUCAGCAAGGCCAUCCUAGAGAAGAUAUACGGCAAUUGUGUUGGAACCAAGAUAAGGUUCCACUGCGGCUUGGUUGUGCCGGCUUUUAUAUUCCGUAACCAUAAAGGAGUGUUCAUUUUCCAUUGCAAUUCAUGUAGGUAUUACACUUCUUCUAAAGAAAAAUAUAAGAGCCAUCAUGCGCAACAUAUUUUGGACCAAUGUCUACAGUGUCAGAAGUGUAGCUUCAAGGCUUCGUGCGAGCUUGAGAUGACUGUCCACGCCAGGAUGCAUGCGUCGGACAAAUCAAAAUGUUAUUGUGAGGAUUGCGACUUCGUUGCUGAAAACAAAGGCUCCAUAGAGAGGCACGUAAUGGUGCACGUCUAUGCACGAGAUGGCACUCUGGAUGGGUUCAUCGAAUUGUACUCGACCGGAGGAAGAAGUGGCACUGACAUGCGUUGUCCCUUCUGUGAAGAAUAUUUCCCUGACAUGCUGCAGGUCCGCAGUCACGUACGCGUGCAUACCAACGCUCCAGUGAUCACGUGCGAUGAGUGUGGCUUCGUGAGCUACUCACGUCUGGGCCACGCUAAACACGUGCUCGUUCACUGCAAACAAGAGACCUUGAAGUGUCCUCACUGUCCUUACAUUACCGAAAAUACGAACGAAAUGAAACUUCAUUUCUUCACCCACCUGUAAAAGUACAUGGAUGUUAUUAGUAAGGUGUCGUGUGGUCUCUUCAGGUAGUGAGCUGCGCUGUGAUUUACUUAUAUUGGUGCAUAAUCUUAAUUUGGUUUGCAUUAAGUUAAUAUAUUUUUUUAACUCCUCAACUGCAUCUUAAUUCAAAGAGUGCAACCUCUCAUACGAAUACAUGGUUAGGACUGCUCUCACAAUGCAUGUGUAAACUAUUAAUUAAUCAGAAUCUCAACUAAUUAUAAAAUUUGUUCGCCUUUAUAUUGAAUUACACACGAUCCAUUCAUUUUCGUAUAGCUGACCUAGCAAUAUUUCAAUUUUAUGAAUUGUUGCAAUUUGUGUGGAGUAUCAGUGUAUCUUAUAUUGGAAUGCACGAGUUUCCCCACUUUCACUAACUUUAAGAUUCUCUUGUUACCAUCCUUCACUGUUGCUUUCUGAUAUUGUUGAUUCAUGAUUUUACCUGCUUGAGAGCGAACCGAUGUGACCUAUUGUUUGUUACUGAACUGUGUGCUCGUGACUUAGAUGUAACACAUUCUCUUGCUAGUUAUCAUUAAAGCUGAUACUGUCCCAACGAAUGUUAAUUAGUGUUUUGAAUUACUUCAUUGUAUCAUUUUAACCUUUUGCCACACCGCUUCAUAUUUGCGUACAUUGUGACGGAACAAGUUGUCUGAAUUACGGCAAUUUUUUCUGGUUGAUAAUUUCAAUUUUAAUAUAUAUUGAUGAGGA